Molecule: messenger RNA, 4139 nt
Organism: Carassius gibelio (silver crucian carp)
Lineage: Eukaryota; Metazoa; Chordata; Actinopteri; Cypriniformes; Cyprinidae
Product: NACHT, LRR and PYD domains-containing protein 3-like
Exons: 11
Coding region: 119-3676 (1185 amino acids)
Molecular function (GO): protein binding
Source: RefSeq, a predicted model, not a curated record
CAGGUUUCAGUUGUUUUACAGAAGUAAAAUAAAUUUUAGAGCUGCUGUUCAACACAACGGUUCAGAGGAGAAAAUAGAAAUAUCUAGAAAUAUUGUUUGAGCUGUGAGUGGGUGAAGGAUGAUGACAUCUGUUCAAGAGCUGUUCAUGAACUCACUGAAGGAGCUGGAAGCUGAUGCACUGAAGGAGUUUCAGUGGCACUUACACAAAGAUCAUGAGUGUAUAUCGAAGAGUGAAAUGGAGAACGCAGAUAGGGUAAAAACAGUGGAUAAGAUAAUGGUGUGUUUUAGACCAGAAGAAGCUGUGAAAAUCAUGGUGGACAUCCUGAGAAAGAUGAACCAGAAUAACUUGGCUGAACAGUUAGAGAACAAACACAAGAAAGCUCAGGCUGAGUGCAAUACUAACACAUCUGCCCAUGUGGAAGCUGAUUCAGAGCUGCAAAACUUUUUGAAAACUCACAAAAACAACAUGAUGAAAAAAGCACAAUUUAUUUUUGAGGGCAACAAAGAAAACAACACAGAUCUCGAGACUGUUUACACAGAACUGUUCAUCACAGAGGGAGAUAUGAAAGAUGUCAAUCAUGAACAUGAGAUUAUGAAGAUUGAUGAUGUUUUCCAGAACAAAAAAACACAGGACAAACCAAUCAAAUGUAAUGAUAUAUUUACUGAACUGAGGAAAAACAAUGAGAAGAUUGUGCUGACCAAGGGAGUCGCUGGCAUCGGAAAAACUGUAUCUGUGCAAAAAUUCAUCCUGGACUGGGCAGAAGGAAACACCAAUCAGGAUAUAGAGUGUGUGUUCCUGCUUCCAUUCAGAGACAUCAACGUGAUUAAAGAUAAAGAGAUCAGUCUCCAUGAGUUUCUGCUGAAAUUUUAUCCUGAACUGAAGGACCUGGAGAAAUCAAUGUUAUAUAAGAAAUGUAAGCUAGCGUUUAUAUUUGAUGGACUUGAUGAGAGUCGCCUGCCAUUAAACUUUAGUAGUGACACACUUGACACUGUUGAGGAAAGAGCAUCUGUAGAUGUGCUGUUUACAAGUCUGGUCACAAGUAAGCUGCUUCCAUCAGCUCUGGUCUGGGUGACAUCACGACCAGCAGCAGCCAAUCAGAUCCCUCCUCGGUAUGUGGGUUUGUUCACAGAGGUGCGAGGAUUCACUGACCAACAGAGGGAGGAGUACUUCAGAAAAAAAAUCACAGAUGAGACUCAAGCCUCCAGAAUCAUCUCACACAUUAAGACAACUCGUAGUCUCUACAUCAUGUGCCACAUUCCUGUGUUCUGCUGGAUCACAGCCACAGUACUUCAGGAUAUUCUCAUCAAGAAUAGUGAAAAUAACAUCAGCACAACACUCACUGAAAUGUACAUUCACUUCCUGCGGAUACAGAUGAACAUGAAGAGCCAGAAGUAUGAUGGACAGGAAACAAGAGAACAUUCAGACCAUUUAAAAUUGAAUAGAGAAAUGAUUUUGAAGUUAGCUAAGCUAGCGUUUAAACAGCUGAAGAAGGAAAGCAUUGUGUUCUAUGAGAAAGAUCUAAAAGAAUGUGGUAUUAUUGUGAGUAAAGAUACUGAGUUCACAGGAAUGAUCGCUGAGAUCUUUAGGAUGGAAGAUGGACUUUAUAAGACAAAGGCCUUUAGCUUUGUGCAUCUGAGUGUUCAAGAGUUCCUCGCUGCAGUGCAUGUGUUCAUCUGCUACCUGAACAAGAACAUGCAGGAGCUCCAGUUUUUCUUUGAAGAUUCACAAAAUAAAGCCCAACAAAAGCUUCAGUUCUUCUUUAGAAAUCUCAAAUUUCAUGACUUAACAAUGAGAGCUAUUGAUAAAGCCAUGCAGAGUCAGAGAGGACAUCUGGAUCUGUUCCUGCGAUUUCUGAUGGGCAUUUCACUGGAAUCCAGUCAGAUCCUGCUCAAAGGCCUGAUCACACACACUAAAGACACCAGUGUGAGCAUCAGGAAAAUAAGUGCACUCAUUAAAGAAUUACAAAAACAGGACAUCUCCGAUGAAACUUCAGUCAACCUAUUCUACUGCUUACUUGAGCUCAAGGAUCAUUCAUUAUAUGAGGAAGUCCAGAGUUACCUCAGUUCAGAUGCACAUCCAGGAAGAGACCUCUCAUCUUCAAUGUGUACAGUGUUGACAUCAGUACUGCUGAUGUCAGAGAAGCUGCUGGACGAGUUCAGUCCAAAGAGGUUCACGUCACCUUCAAACUACAAGAGACUCAUUCCAGCUGUGAGAUGCUGCAAAAAAGCCCUAUUUGACGGGUGUGGUCUUGAUGAAACAUGCUGUGAAACUCUGUCUUCUGCUCUACAAUCAUCAAACUCUCAUCUGACAGAGCUGGACCUGAGUAACAAUAAUCUGCAGGAUUUAGGAGUGAAGCUUCUCUCUGAUGGAAUGAAGAGUUCACACUGUCAACUGAACAUACUGAGGCUAUGUGGAUGUAAUCUCACAGCUCAGUCCUGUUACAGUUUGUCUUCAGCUCUGCAAUCCUCAAAUUCCCUUCUAAAUGUGCUGGACCUGAGUAACAAUGACCUGCAGGAUUCUGGAGUGAAACUGCUUUCUGAAGGUCUGAAGAGUCCAAACUCUAAACUCGAGAUAUUGAGAUUCUCCAUCUGUAACCUCACUGCUCAGUCUUGUGGGAGUUUGUCAUCAGCUCUACAAUCCUCACACUCUGUCCUGAGAGAGCUGGACCUGAGUAACAAUUACCUGAAUGAUUCAGGAGUGAAGCUGCUUUCCGAAAGUCUGAAGAGUCCAAAAUCUAAGCUGGAGAUAUUGAGAUUCUCCCUCUGUAACCUCACUUCUCAGUCUUGUGAGAGUUUGUCAUCAGCUCUACAAUGCUCACACUCUGUCCUGAGAGAGCUGGACCUAAGUAACAAUGACCUGAAGGAUUCAGGAGUGAAGCUUCUUUCUGAUGGAAUCAAAAGUCCAAACUGUCAGCUGGAGAUACUGAGAUUGGCUGGCUGUAUGGUGACAGAGGAGGGAUGUUGUUAUGUGUCUUCAGCUCUGACUUCAAACCCCUCAUGCUUGAGAGAGCUGGAUCUAAGCUAUAAUCACCCUGGAGAUUCAGGAGUCAAGCUGCUCUCUGAAAAAUUGGAGGACCCAAACUGCUCACUGGAUAAAUUCAAUGUGGAUCAUGGAGGAGAAUCCAGGAUUACAGCAGGACUACAGAAAUGGAUCUGUUUUCUCACACUGGACCCAAACACAGCACACACUCAACUCAUUCUGUCUGAGGAGAACAGAAAGGUGACACUUGUGUCAGAGAAACAGCCGUAUCCUGAUCAUCCAGACAGAUUUAAUUAUUGGGAGCAGCUGUUGUGUAGAGAGAGUGUGUGUGGACGCUGUUACUGGGAGACUGAGUGGAGUGGAGAUAGAGGUGUGUGUAUAUCAGUGUCAUAUAAGAGCAUCAGCAGGAAGGGAUCAGGUGAUAAGUGUUGGUUUGGAUGUAAUGAUCAGUCCUGGAGUUUGUUCUGCUCUUCCUCCAGUUACUCCUUCAGACACAAUAAGAUAGAGACUGAUCUCCCUGUAGAGUCAAUCAGCAGUAGAAUAGGAGUGUAUGUGGAUCACAGCACAGGAACUCUUUCCUUCUACAGCGUCACUGACAGAAUGAGCCUCAUCCACACAGUCCAGACCACAUUCACUCAGCCGCUUUAUCCUGGGUUUUGUUUCUUUUCUUAUGAAUCAUCAGUGAAACUGUGCUGAUGAAUCAAGAGACUGACGAGAGAUUCUACCCAUAAUGCUUUGAGCUGCAUGAUAAAUCAGUAACAGUGAGAUGUUAUAGAGUCUCUUGAUGACAUUAAUACUGCAGCUGACCUUCUGUCACUGAAAUAACAGUCAGAAUAAAUGUGUCAGAACUCAUCAUAUGCCUCAUUUACACUCCCAGUUAAAUGUGACCCAGUUUCGAUUUUUUGCUCAUAUGUGACACAGAUCGGAUCUGUUCUAUGACAGUGUAAACGGGAAAAAAAUGCAUGUAUUCAGAUAUUUCGAGAUCGGUAUCAGGCCUCAUUCAUAUGUUGAAAUAAAUCGGAUAUAAAUCAGAUAUGUGCCAAUGCGACUGUCAUGUAAAUAUGUAGAUCGGAUUUUCUAAAGCAUGGUGUUCUGUUGUUAUUAAAACUGCGACAAUUUGGUACUUCUCCACGGUUUAACGACCUCAUAUGUAACCCGU